Cololabis saira (Pacific saury) is the source of this 1550-nucleotide messenger RNA. Its product is annotated as follistatin-related protein 1-like. Gene Ontology annotation, biological process: regulation of BMP signaling pathway; multicellular organism development; cell differentiation. Gene Ontology annotation, molecular function: protein binding. The record is from RefSeq and is a predicted model, not a curated record. NCBI's taxonomy places the organism in Eukaryota, Metazoa, Chordata, Actinopteri, Beloniformes, Belonidae. The transcript has 11 exons. The coding region runs from base 209 to 1123 and encodes 304 amino acids.
CACCUCGGCCGUUGUUCUGGUGCAGAGUUGGCAGAUCCAGGGAGGACUUGCUGGAUGUUCAUCUGCGUGGAUCCAGAGUUUGGAUAUCUGAACAUGAAUUAACGUUGGUCUGUGAAACAACAACAUUUUUCAAUACUAACUGGCAGACUUUCACAUGCUGUUUUGAAACCAACAUCUGGACAAACUGUGGUCAGACCUACACUUUAAGAUGUUAACCAUCUCUGUUCUCCAGCUGUUGCUGCUUCUCUUCGCUCCUCUUGUGAUCUCCUCUCCUCUUGCAAAGGAUCAGUCCGUGUGCAGCAGGACCUUCUGUGGUGCAGGUAGAGAGUGUGUGUCUACGGACCGGGGAGAGCCAGUGUGUCGCUGUUUGCAGCAGUGUAAAGAGUCAGAGCACUGGGUGUGUGGCAGCAACGGUAAAUCCUACAGGAACCACUGUGAGCUGCACAGAGACGCCUGCCUCACCCAGACCAGGAUACAUGUGGAGCAGCGAGGCCGCUGCCUGGAUAAACCAACAAAGACAGAUGUGAGCCCCAUCGUGUGCUUGCUGUCUGACCGUGAUUGGCUGAGAGAGAGAGUGAUCCAGUGGCUCCAAGCAGAGAUUGAGUCUGAACAUCUGACCUCAAACAAGUCUUCAAUCAGCGAUGUCCUGCAAAGAUAUUUCCAGACGUUUGACAACGGGGACUCUCAGCUCGAUUCCAGAGAGUUCCUGCGCUUCCUGCAACACAACGCGACCGCUCUCAACCUCACAUACUCUGACAGUCUGGAUAUGAACCUGCUGCUGAGUUCUCUGUGUGCCGACGCUUUGAUGGAGCUGUCAGAUGAAAAUGCCGACUGGAAGCUGAAUCUUACCGAGUUCAUCAACUGUCUCACACCCAGCUACCACCCACCGGAGAGAAAGUGUGCUCUGGAGGAUGAGGUGUUUGAGGAUGGAGCUGAGACUACGUUGGAGUGCAACAAGUGUGUGUGUGCUUGUGGAAACUGGGUGUGCACUGCUCUGAACUGCAAUGGGGAACAUCAGGUGAAGAAGGAUGUUCGGGAGGAAGAAGAAAUGACGGAGGAGGAGUGGAGCAGGAGAGUGGCUGAACUCAACACUUUACAGGAAACCUUCAAGACGGAGAGCUGAGGCCACGCCCACUGUAGCAGCAGCCGCCAAUCAGCAGUUGAGAGCUUUUAUUUAAAAAAAAGAAAGGUUCACAUCAAGCUACUGAUGGACCGGCAUUUUUAUUCAAUUCCUGUUUUCCUUUUUUUGUACCAAAAAUGUGUAGAUCUAUAAUUUUCGUAGUUUUAUUUAUUUUCAGUAUUUUAAACACUCUAAAGCUGGAUUUCUGUUUGGUAUAUCUUUUUACUCACUCACUUAAUUAUAUUUAUUAGUGAAUUAAAACAUCAAGCCCAUUGUUAACCAGCAACAAGUUAAAUAAUAUUAUUUUUGAUUGCCUUCUUCUGUAUAAAAUGUGUUUAGGGGGUUUGCCAAUCUUUUGUUUUGGUGAAAUUUUAAUGCAGACUCAUUCAAUAAAAUUGGUGCUAUUAACAAUUAUUCCAAAAUAUUAAAA